AUCGUGCGUCUCGGGAAUUGCCGGUGUUUGGGUACGCUUGGGAGGAGGGUCCCGACCUAAGGUAGUGAUGCCGUUAGUUGAGUAGAACAAGUGCCCCCGCUGGAGGCUAGUGCACGAUUGAACUGCAAUUGCAACGACCGGCGACACUUAAAUAGUUGACACACAAGUGGUGUCGGGCCUCGGUACACGGUGUGUACAUUGGGUUCUCCAGUUGUCGGAGGCUUCCCGGUUUUACAACCGGCUUUACCAGCGUUAGUGGCUGGUGUGCGGGGGCACGUCACGCAGUGCGGGGUGGACGAGUUUACACUGGAAGUGCGGACAUUGAUGGAGAAUAAGGGACGACGGCACGACACGAGCCCCUUAAUAAAAGCAUUGGCACCAAGUGGAACGAUGGACACUGCUGUCAACAGGAUGGGGAAUUAGUAAGCUAUUAGCACCCCACGGUACGAUAAGACCGAACCAUCGAACAUGCCGACACGGGAAAAGUCAAGCAGGUAUCCAGACAAGUUCCCAAACAACAAACAAAGAAGCGCCAGGCAUGAACCUGUUCUCACCGAUCAUAUGAUCUCCCGCCUCGGACGGUGCAUUGGAAGGGCGUCCGCGCACAGUGUGCCGAAUCCGCACCGAAUCCUCGGGUGCAACCUCGGGAGGAGUCGCGAGCUGCGCGCGCACCAUUCCCAGCAGGGCACGGCACGGCGAUCGCGAAUCGGAAGGGCCCCGAUAUCGGCUUGGGUAUAGGUUCAUAAAUUGAGCACCGGACGUCACUCGCUGUCCUGCGGUCUUUUAGUAAGGAUCCCAAACCGCAACACAGACGCGAUCUCGUGCGAACCAGCAACAGCAGCCCAAUCCGGCCCACCAAUCGAACAAGGAUAAUCCCUACUUCAGCCUUCCUGAUACAGCAAUAACCAUCCACAAUGCCGGGACUUUCGGAUCCAGUCGCGUUCAUUAAGGACUUCGCCGCCGGUGGCAUCUCGGCCGCAAUCUCCAAGACGGCCGUCGCCCCCAUUGAGCGCGUCAAGCUGCUGCUGCAGGUCCAGCACAUCUCGAAGCAGAUCGCCGAGGCGGACCGCUACAAGGGUAUGGUCGACUGCUUCGUCCGCAUCCCGCGCGAGCAGGGCUUCGGUGCGUUCUGGCGCGGUAACCUCGCCAACGUCAUCCGGUACUUCCCAACGCAGGCCCUCAACUUCGCCUUCAAGGACAAGUACAAGCAGGUGUUCCUCGGUGGCGUGGACAAGAACACGCAGUUCAUGCGCUACUUCGUCGGUAACCUGGCCUCGGGCGGUAUGGCCGGUGCCACCUCGCUGUGCUUCGUCUACCCGCUUGACUUCGCCCGUACCCGUCUGGCCGCUGAUGUCGGCAAGGGUAGUGAAGCCCGUGAGUUCAAGGGUCUGGGCGACUGUCUGACCAAGAUCUUCAAGUCUGACGGUCUCACUGGUCUGUACCGUGGAUUCGGUGUAUCUGUCCAGGGUAUCAUUAUCUACCGUGCUGCCUACUUUGGCUUCUACGACACUGCUCGCGGUAUGCUGCCGAACCCGAAGACCACGCCGUUCUACGUCAGCUGGGCUAUCGCCCAGGUCGUCACCACCGUCGCCGGUAUCGUGUCCUAUCCCUUCGACACCGUCCGCCGUCGCAUGAUGAUGCAGUCCGGUCGCGCCAAGUCCGAGAUCGUCUACAAGGGUACGCUGCACUGCUGGGCCACCAUCGCCAAGCAGGAAGGUACCGGUGCCUUCUUCAAGGGUGCCUUCUCCAACGUGCUGCGUGGUACUGGCGGUGCGUUUGUGCUGGUGCUGUACGAUGAAAUCAAGAAAGUUCUGUAAUCCCCUCCACUACCCUUUACCCUCGCUCCUUUACCCAACCCAUCCUCGCUUCCCUUCCACUGUCCCUGGGUAAAGGUGCUCCCUUUGCCUUUGCCAACCCAAUCCUCCAUUUCCAAAAACUCCCUUCUUUUUUCUAAGUCGUGUUCGGUACACGCGUCCUAUUCCAACACAACAACCACCAACGACUCGGAACUAGGUGUUCGAACUGUAUGUACAUGUAACGAAGCUCGUGAAACAGAUUUUUGUAACUUUCCUCAGCCUAACUCCAAGAGUUGGGCGAGAAAAGGGAUACCUACGACUACAAAAAGAAUCCGACAAGUAAACUGUUCUAUCGAGCCAAUAGUGCCCAUGGAGAUCCAAAACUGAAUGUAUUUAAUUGUGUUCGCCCUGAAACGCAAUGCACCAAACGAUGAUCGAGCUACAACCGAAUACCAUGCGUGUUCUUCCAUACUGGGUGGAACCAUUUUAGCGCCGAUCAUUGAUGGAGGUGAAUAAUUUCUGGGUAUGCCACAAAUCACGCAGUAUACAACACCAUCCUACCAACGAGAAGCACACGAUCAUGAUUUUAUUUUAUGAUCAUUCAUUUGUUUUAGGUAGAGAGGGUUUGUUUAACUCGACAUUAGACGUUAAUUAUCGAAACAUUUGCGAGGG
Molecule: messenger RNA, 2468 nt
Organism: Anopheles coustani
Lineage: Eukaryota; Metazoa; Arthropoda; Insecta; Diptera; Culicidae
Product: ADP,ATP carrier protein 2
Exons: 6
Coding region: 915-1817 (300 amino acids)
Biological process (GO): mitochondrial ADP transmembrane transport; mitochondrial ATP transmembrane transport
Cellular component (GO): mitochondrial inner membrane
Molecular function (GO): ATP:ADP antiporter activity
Source: RefSeq, a predicted model, not a curated record